GACUUGCACGAGAUUAACAGGUCCUGAACAAAUUAAACUUCAGAACAUUCUUACUUUGUGAAAACGGUAACCAAUCCCACAAAGCGGAGAAGAUGCAACAAACCAAACAUUUAAAACCGGCAUGAGUUCUUUUUAAAUGUCUAACUGUACACGAUUAUUAAAUUGAACGAUGCACGGUUGCAAUUCAUCAGUUAAGAUAACUUGUUCAGGCUAUCGAGGGAGUAGCUCACAGAGAAAAGGUACCGAGAAUGAACCUAUAAGUGUUGUAAUAUCAGUCUGCACGACAAGCUAAAUACAUAUUUAGUUUUAGUCUAGUUAUAAUUGUAGUCAUGCUGCCACGUCCAUCUGUUUAUCGUGGGAUAUGGAGAGUUGCGGUCCAAUCACUUCAGACAAGUGGAAGAACCUCUCCCUCUCGACUCUUGUCCACUCGUGAUGGAGUCCCACCUGGACUUGAAGAUCCUGACACCAUCUUUGCAUUGUCAUCAGGUCAUGGCAGAUGUGGGGUGGCUGUAGUACGUGUCAGUGGUUCCAGCUCAUCUAUAGUUCUGAGGCGUAUGGCUGGGGCCACGCACCACCUGCCUCCUCCACGAACAGCCCUGUUGCGACGCAUCACAGACCCCUGCUCCAAAGAAGUUUUAGAUCGUGGACUUGUCCUGUGGUUUCCAGCUCCUCAUAGUUUUACAGGAGAAGACUGCGUGGAGUUACACAUCCACGGUGGUCCUGCUGUCAUCACUGCUGUCUUACACGCUCUAGGAAGCGUGCCUGGCAUGAGGCCUGCUGAAGCUGGGGAGUUCACGCGGAGGGCUUUUCAUGCAGGGAAGCUGGGUUUAACUGAGGUGGAAGGACUUGGCGAUCUGAUCCACGCAGAGACAGAAGCCCAGCGGAGACAAGCUCUUCGACAGAUGUCAGGUGACCUGGGGCGUCUUUAUCAAGACUGGAGCCACAGACUGAAACGGUGCCUGGCUCAUGUGGAGGCUUUCAUUGACUUCAGCGAGGAUGAGCUCAUUGAGGAUGGAGUCUUAGAUCAAGUGGAUAGUUCAGUGUGUAGUCUGCAAGCAGAGAUUGAACAACAUUUAAAGGAUAAAAGAAGAGGUGAGCGGCUUCGCAGUGGAGUCCAGGUCGUCAUCGCAGGAGCCACAAAUGCAGGGAAAAGUAGCCUCCUCAACACACUCUGCCAGAGACCUGCAGCCAUAGUCUCUCCCAUUGCUGGAACCACCAGAGAUGUAGUGGAAACAGCGCUGGACAUUGGUGGGUUCCCUGUCCUGCUGAGUGACACAGCUGGCCUCAGAGACAGCCAAGACCUGGUGGAGCAAGAGGGAGUACGGCGGGCUCGGGAAAGGAUGCAGCAGGCUGAUCUGACUCUGGUGGUUGUGGACUCUGCUCAUCUUCCCUCUGAGGUACAGCAAGCUGCAACUUUCCUUCAGGAACACCUGAGGAGUGUGAUCGCCUCCCAGGAGCAACCUGAGACAGAGAGGUGUCUUCUGGUCCUGAAUAAGACUGAUCUGCUGCCUGAGACUCAAAGACAGAAGCUGGACAGGGAGCUGAGGCGGGUUUGUGUGCUUCCUCCUGUGUCUCUGAUCUCUUGUCAGACCAAUGAAGGAUUGAAGGACUUCCUCACAGUGCUGCACAGUACCGUCAGGACUCUGUGUGGUGAUCCUCUCUCUGGUGCUCCCACUCUGACCCAGGCUCGCCACAGGGCCCACCUUCAGCAGUGUGUGGCUUCCCUGGCUCAGUAUCAACGAUACCGUGACUCCGACCUCGCUCUGGCAGCUGAAGGUGUCCGGUUGGCUCUCACCAGCCUGGGGAGGAUCACUGGACGGGUUGGGGCAGAGGAGAUCCUGGAUAUCAUUUUCAAAGACUUCUGCAUUGGAAAAUAGAGUAUUAAAAGUGAUACUAUGAAGUAGAGGUUAUCAUGGGCCACUCGGAGAGAAAGGCUGUACUUUCACAGUCCAACAGUAUCACUUAAGAAACUGGAACAAAGAGUUCAAAGCCUCGGCUCUGUGCCAGCCAUAGAGGAACCAUUACAGUACAAUACUGAAACUCCUGCUCUUGGCUGCAGAAUAUCUCCACUCCCAAGACAUAGAGAUGUUUGUUUUCUGUUGGUCUUUUUUUAACAAACUGAAAUAGUUUUAGCGUGAUUACCGUGCCUCAAAGGCCCAGUAUACUGAACAAGUGUUUGGCAAAUGUUGAGAUGAUGAGAUGAGAUGAGUAGAUUUCUAAAGCCUUUGAUGUGUGAAAAUUGCCCUCUGGGGUUGCAACAUAACAACCAACAGCUUUUAAAGUAAAACCAGCUGCAGACCUCCAAGGUCAUGGACUGAAGGUUUGGAUAUUGUACCAGAAAAUGUAGUUUUUUUUUUUGUUUGUUUGUUAGGAGGUGGUGGUAGUGGCAGCUGGGUAAACCCAGUAUAAUGUCAUAGGAUAUUGGGAGCAGCAGGUCUGAAAGUGACUGAAUGGUACUGUCACUCAUGAUAGAUUUUUGAAACAUGGCACAAGCAGCAUGAAAAAUAUGGAAUUAUUUAUAUAUCUGAAACUAAAUGCAAAAGUUUAGUCAAAAUCCAUGUUAUUGUGAACAUUUAAAUUAUUGUAAAAUAUACUGGUCUUAAAACCAUUUAAAUAAAUAUUGUUUUUUUCUACA
This is a messenger RNA of Melanotaenia boesemani (Boeseman's rainbowfish), 2635 nucleotides long. It is a transcript of the gene gtpbp3, whose product is annotated as GTP binding protein 3, mitochondrial. NCBI's taxonomy places the organism in Eukaryota, Metazoa, Chordata, Actinopteri, Atheriniformes, Melanotaeniidae. The record is from RefSeq and is a predicted model, not a curated record. Gene Ontology annotation, molecular function: GTP binding; GTPase activity; protein binding. Gene Ontology annotation, biological process: tRNA methylation; tRNA wobble uridine modification. Gene Ontology annotation, cellular component: mitochondrion; cytoplasm. The transcript is spliced from 11 exons. The coding region runs from base 330 to 1877 and encodes 515 amino acids.